This is a messenger RNA of Acipenser ruthenus (sterlet), 1922 nucleotides long. RefSeq lists its product as uncharacterized. The transcript is spliced from 3 exons. Lineage: Eukaryota; Metazoa; Chordata; Actinopteri; Acipenseriformes; Acipenseridae. The record is from RefSeq and is a predicted model, not a curated record. The coding region runs from base 317 to 964 and encodes 215 amino acids.
CUGGGGGUUUCCUACAUGUUUUAGAACAUAGAAAUACUGUACUUACACAAAAUAAUCGACUCACUUUUCUUCUACACUGCUGCUAACAAACAAUCUGGACGUCCUGUGAAUGUAGUUUAGCUCCGUCGCCGUUUUGCCUUACUACAUAACGGAUUUAACAUCUUACCUAGGAUUUUACCUUCUGUACUUUUUUUGAAGAAGUGAACGACUCUGUUACUGGCAGACUUCGGUGAAUGCUUUGCUUUUUAGUUAGAAAGUACCGGUUUUGCAGUUGUUUACACUCAUUUCUGAAACUUAGGUAAACGCACAGAACAUCAUGAAGGCAUGCGAAUGGGAGAACUUGGCCAGCCGCUUCAGGAAAAUCGAGUCUCUGCUUGGUCUGGCUGGCUGCCUCCUUGUGCUCUAUGCAGUGUGGAGCCCGGACUGGAUCAGGGGUGAGGGUCUGUGGGUCACGGGUAAUGACACCUUAUUAGACCCUGCUGGAGGAAGCGCUCUGAAGGCUGAAUGUCCCAGAGGAGAAGGUGGAGUGCUGGAAGCGGAGCAGGUGUUUGCAGUCCUGGCCUUCAUCCUGGCUGGGAGCUGCAGCUGUGUGUGUCUGCUCUUCAUUUUGUGCUGGUCCUCUUACACCAGCAGGUCCUAUACUUACACUUCCUCCCAGGUGAACGGGGGCCAGGUUCUCUUCCCAGGGACGCUCCUGCUGGUCAUCCUCUUCCCUACAGGUCUUUUCUUCCUCAUCAGCUGGUCUCUCUUUACCAGACACCACAGAGAUGAGAUCGCCGAUGACAUCGCUCAGCUCGGCUCCUGCUAUUGGCUGGGAGCCCUGGCUUGGGUGUUGCUGCUUGUGGCAGUGCCUGUCACCUUCGUCAUUGAGCAGUUUGUCUGCCCUGUCCCCUCGACGGACACAUCUGCCUUGCUGGAGCCACACCACCCCUCGCAGCAGAGGACUGGAGCAGGGUCAGUGUAAAGGGUGGUGUGAUCAACCUCAAUAGGAAGGGACACAGCCUUAGGAUCAGAACAUUACAAGGGACCCUCGCUAAUGAAUGGGAACCUCUUACCUACUACUGCGGCAGUGAAGAGAACACGUGGAGGGAUAUGUCACGGGACAGAUUCAUCUCAUUUGUAGUACUUUAUUGUUGUGUACUAUAGUUAUGUGUUGUAAAUCGUUGUAACACAUAGACAUAGUAACUAAUAUAUAGGUACCUAAAUUAACAAAACAUCAAAUGGUAAUCACCAUCCAUGGUAAUCACUGGCCACUGAUUUUGCAUAAAAUAUUUUUUGAAGUCGUUUUACACUAAAAUAGCAGUUGUGAACCAAUUGUAUUAUAGAGUGGAUAUAUUGGAACAAGUUCAAGACAUGGUGUUACUUGAGGUUACUGUAGUAACGAGGUCUGUCAUGCAUAGCUAAUGUUAAAGUUGCAGGAUUGUUUGUAGCUGAUUGUGAAACUCUGCAUUUUCCACUACUGUCUGGAAUGGUACUUCGGGGGCUGAUCCCCUUUAAGCAGAUAAACUAACUGGGGACUAGCAAGAAACAGACAAUAUGCAUGUACAUGUGCUACUUUAGACUUUAGUAACAUUAACUUUUCAUUUAGAUAACAUAUCUGUAAAACGAAACAUGAUAUGAUUUGCUGUAAAUGCAGUGCAAAAGAAGAAGUUCUAUAGGUUCUGUCCUCUUCAACCCCAGGUACUGAUUGGAUCGGUUUCAUUUUGUAUUGUAUUGUACACAAUUGCAAGAAGAUAUAGAUUGUUAUUCUGGAACUUUGUACUAAAGGUUUUUUAAUGUAUGUAUGAUUAAUUUCCACACUGAUGAAUAUGUGUAUAUUACAGUGCGGGGUCAUCAUUUGAAACCCCCCUAAAACAUUUACAGCUGUCUAUAUAUAUGUUUGUUCUGUGCAAAGAUGUAUAACUGAAUUUUGAUUAAAUAUA